This is a messenger RNA of Aspergillus vadensis CBS 113365, 1155 nucleotides long. Its product is annotated as Stk19 family serine/threonine-protein kinase. The transcript has 2 exons. NCBI's taxonomy places the organism in Eukaryota, Fungi, Ascomycota, Eurotiomycetes, Eurotiales, Aspergillaceae. The coding region runs from base 1 to 1155 and encodes 384 amino acids. The record is from RefSeq and is a predicted model, not a curated record. Gene Ontology annotation, molecular function: protein serine/threonine kinase activity. Gene Ontology annotation, biological process: positive regulation of Ras protein signal transduction; protein phosphorylation.
AUGCCCUUGCGCGUUACUUCGGCUCCCGUUUCUGGUAUCAGGAAGAACCGAAAACCCGCUACCCCCAGGCCGCGGGCCUCUCCCUUCGCCGCCCAUGCCCGUCGCAAACCUUCGGCGCCGUCAUCAUCAUCCGGCAUCUCCAAGAUUUCCAGCGAGCAGGAUGAGUACGAGCAAGGACCCCUUCCGGAUUUCGGACCAUCACGAUACAUCCCCGAAACUGCUCCCGUAACAGAUGUGGUCGAGGCUCUCCAGUACAUUCGCAACAGCAUGUUUGAAGAUCUGCCCCGCCGAGCGGGCAUGAAUAGCACGCGCAUCGCCGAGGUUCUCAACUUCCGUCGCUCCCUGCCUCCCCUCGCCUCCGUCGCACACGUUCAUACUCUGCUGGAAGCGCCCACCAAAGUUGAGAAGGAAAUCAUGGAGCUAGUUCGCGCCGGUCGGGUCCGCCGCUUGAUUGUCCCCGGGAGAGGGAAUGAUGCCGCGGGCUUAGGCGAUUGCUUAGUGUUGAGCGAGGAAUGGGACCGCUUGGUGUUAGAUAGCCCUGCAUUGGAAGCACCCCUGAAAGAGAAAUUUCUUGCGCUGCUUGGUCGGAUCGGAAACACAUGUGCAAUCCCCGGAGCCGCUUUCGCUCCGCCGGAGUGUAUGGCCCUGGUCCGGGCUGGAUUUCUCGUCUCUUCCUCGUCCCUCGCAAAAGGCUCAUCCUGCUUAGCUUCCCUCCCUAUUCUCCCUACAACCUCGACUACUCCAGCCUCCGCAAGCCGAAGUGGCGCUUACUCACCAAACGAGGUUGGAGCGAACCCUCGCUCAUCAUCAACUACCGCGACACUCUUUCUUUCGCUUCCAAACACAGGCCCCUACCUUCGUCUACUGAGCGCUGGCCGCUCACACCUCCUUUCUCUUCUGAAAAGGUCUAGCUCGAACGAGGUCCCUGUAUACCUCCUGCGUGACCGUUGGGAUGGGGCAGUCGAGAGUGAAAAGAGCUUCAGUGUGGCGAAGAGAGUUCGGGGCGAGUUUUCCGGCAUCUUGCCAGGCCGGACGAAAAAAUACAAGGAGCUCUACGGGAUGAACUUCCGCUGGGUUCUGGAGGAGGCGCUCGGGGCGGGGUUGGUCGAAAUCUUCGACACUGGCAGCGUUGGCCCCGGGGUGCGUUGCCUGUGA